GUCGAAAGGAGCGGGGCGCGUAAAGUGGCUGCUAGCGUCCAGGGCACUUUCAUCGAUAACCACAUUCCACGUUAACCCAGCAACGAAGCAAGCACGACGAGCAUACUACACCAGCAUAUAACGGCAAAAGCACAUUACAACAUACAGCCGACUUCAUACACGUUCCACGCCACAAACCACCAAAAUAAACCCCACCAUGGCGCCCCCCUCCAAACUCGCAAUCUCCACCUCCGUCGUCACGCGCCUCGUCAAAGAAGAAGCGUCCUACCACAAGGAAGCCGUGCAGCAAGCCUCGCGCAUCGCGAAACUCGAGAGCAGCCCCGGCGACGAGAAUGCAGAGUACACGCUGAGACAAGAGCGACAAGCCCUGCAGGAAACCAAGAACGUGCUUCCUAGCAUGAAGGCCAAGAUCGGUCAGGCGGUUGAAAGGCUGGAGGAAGAACUUGAGGUUAGUGGGGCAGAUGCGCCCGACGCGGAGGUGACGAAGGCGAAGGAAGCGAUUGCGAAGGGUAAAGAGGCGAUGCAGGAGAGUGCGUAGGUGGGGAUUAUGAAAGUCGUGAACGGCAUGCUGAUAGGGACGAGCAUACUGAUGAAGCAUACUCAUAGAGGAGGGUAUUGGAGUCUACAGAUGGACGUCUGAAACGAGAAAUGAAAUGCAGCCAGAACACCGCGCUAUGCCGAAAAUAUAAGACCUGAAUGAGAUCCGUUCCGAAAGGGAUCGAGAAAACGAGGCCGCUCACGAACCAA
This is a messenger RNA of Dothidotthia symphoricarpi CBS 119687, 747 nucleotides long. Its product is annotated as tubulin binding cofactor A. Gene Ontology annotation, biological process: tubulin complex assembly; post-chaperonin tubulin folding pathway. NCBI's taxonomy places the organism in Eukaryota, Fungi, Ascomycota, Dothideomycetes, Pleosporales, Dothidotthiaceae. Bases 197 to 538 code for a protein of 113 amino acids. Gene Ontology annotation, molecular function: beta-tubulin binding. Gene Ontology annotation, cellular component: cytosol; microtubule cytoskeleton. The transcript is spliced from 3 exons. The record is from RefSeq and is a predicted model, not a curated record.